AUGACGCCGAAACGCAAGCCCAAGCCCCCACCGCCGCUCCGCUUCCACAACAUGCCCCUGGCCUCGCAAGGCUUCCCGGGCACGUCCCUAACCUCGCGCCCACCCCUCCUGCGCCUGCCCCCCGAGCUCCGCCAGCAAAUCUUCCGCUACCUGCUCCCCGGCCCGCAAGAAACCUUCCGCUUCUAUCUAGACAGCGGCAGCAGCUCCAUCAGCCCGAAAUGCCACCUGCACCACCUCAGCCGCCACAGCCCGCAGUGUUCCGACCGCACCACCCCGCCCUACCUCCACCUCCCCCGCCGCCCCGCCCGCACGCUCUCCGUCCUGCGGCUCAACAAACAGAUCUAUGGAGAGGCGCUUGCCGUGCUGUAUUCGGAGAAUCUGUUCCACUUUGUCGGCUUCAACUAUCUGCCUGUGCUGGACUUUGUGCGGCACUUGAGCCCGGAGGCGAGGGGCGCGGUUAGGAAGGUUAGGCUUACGCUGCUCAGGGAGAAGGGGAGCAGGCGGGAUGAGAAGUGGGAGAUUCUUUGUAGGGUGCUGCAUGGGGAGUUGCCGGGGCUGAACACUCUGGUUGUUGAUCCUGAGACGUGGAUCUAG
Molecule: messenger RNA, 594 nt
Organism: Coniosporium apollinis CBS 100218
Lineage: Eukaryota; Fungi; Ascomycota; Dothideomycetes
Exons: 1
Coding region: 1-594 (197 amino acids)
Source: RefSeq, a predicted model, not a curated record